AUGGAAAUAUCAACUCGGCAGACUGGUGAAAAUUUGAAGACACGCAUUGAAGAAGUGUUGGAACUUCACAACACUAAUGUACUGCACGUUUACUCGUGUACAACCGACAACGGUAAAAACAUGCUGAAAUGCGUGUCUGAGCUAGAUAAGUCUCAGCAGUUGGCACUUGAAACAGAGCUCACCAGUCGCGAGAGCGAACAGUCAGCGGAAACUGCACCAGAAGAUUUUGAUGAUGACCCAGAGGAAUGUAAGGAGGACGACGUUGCUAAGCUUGAUAAGGAAGUGGAUGAAAUGUUGGAGGCAGUGGAGAACAUUUUCCUCGAGGGGAAUGAGUCGUGUAUCGCAAUGCUGAAAUGUGCGGCACACACCAUCAACCUGGUGGUAAAAGAUGUUGUCAGCACGGAAGAUGACAUUCUAAAGAAAAUCCGAAAAGUCGUCAAGGCAUGUCGAAAAACAGAGUUUGCCCCAUUUUUCGAUCUGGCGAAGGCGCCACUUCCAAAAACAGAUGUUGAAACUCGUUGGGGCUCCCUUUUCGACAUGAUCAACAGUUUUUUCAAACGUGAAGAUUUUUACAAGGAUUUGGGAGAAAAGUUUUCGGAGAUACAUCUCACAAAUGAAGAAUGGAUCUACAUUAAGGAGUUCGUGAUGUCAUUUGAGCCGUUAAACAUUCUCACAAAAAAUGUUCAAGCAGACAAUCUUGUCUUGGGAGAUGUUUACAAAUUUUUGAAGAUCUGCCAGUUGAAGCUAAAGCAAAUUCCUCCAGAAAACCGAUUUGCUAAAGCAAUUGAAGAAGCUCUCAACACAAGGUCGAAACGCAUGAUGGACAACGAUGCUUUUCGAUCAGCUCUUCUGUUUGAUCAACGCUGGUGCUUCAUGGACUCACCCUAUGUGACACCGGAUGAUAAACUGGCUGCUAUUGAGCACAUGCUGAAAGCUAGCAACAUAUCAAAAUCGUUCAAACCGGCUCCCCUCGAAGAAAUGAAUCCCGAUGCGACCCGCUUCAAUCCAUCUGUCUCCGCCGAAGACGAUUUAGAGGCAUUGCUGGAAGAAGAAUGCAAAUAA
This is a messenger RNA of Aedes aegypti (yellow fever mosquito), 1062 nucleotides long. RefSeq lists its product as uncharacterized. The record is from RefSeq and is a predicted model, not a curated record. Bases 1 to 1062 code for a protein of 353 amino acids. The transcript has 2 exons. NCBI's taxonomy places the organism in Eukaryota, Metazoa, Arthropoda, Insecta, Diptera, Culicidae.